GUUUUUGUUAUGCAUAAAGAACAGUGUGUUGAAGUACCUGUCAACGUUUCCGAAAAAAACGAGCUUUUGGUUCCAUUUAUAGAAUUUUAUUCAACUGUUGCUGUAAGUAGUAUAAAACGAAGAAAUGGAAGAAGUAAUCAAUCUCACUCAAUAUAA
This is a messenger RNA of Zychaea mexicana, 156 nucleotides long. RefSeq lists its product as uncharacterized. The annotation marks the transcript as partial. Lineage: Eukaryota; Fungi; Mucoromycota; Mucoromycetes; Mucorales; Lichtheimiaceae. The transcript has a single exon. The record is from RefSeq and is a predicted model, not a curated record.